Messenger RNA from Peronospora farinosa, 1275 nucleotides. The record is from the annotation of a GenBank genome assembly. Lineage: Eukaryota; Oomycota; Peronosporomycetes; Peronosporales; Peronosporaceae.
AUGCUCCGAUCUCGCCUAUUGAUUGCUGCUGUGUCCUGUGUGACACUGGUGUUGGCAUCCGCCGAGAAUCUCUGCUCCAUCACACCGUACUCGUACACGGGAGCCAAGUCGGAUUAUCCAGAGCUGACGACUGCCAUUGAGACGUUGGAAAACUAUGCCAUUGCCUCAUGGUUUACGGAUCGUCAAACAACACAAGAGCGAUCGAAAUUGCUGUCUGGCUUGCUGAGCCAAUGUUCGGAGGACACGCGCCUCAGUAUCGUAGUGUAUGGUAUUCCUAACAAAGAUUGUGCUGCUGGCUUGUCGUCGGGAGGAAGUGUGACCAACACGAGCAGCUACAAAGCAUUUCUAAAAGAGCUCACGGAUGCCGUUGGAGACCGCAAAGUCCUCUACGUGGUGGAGCCAGACGCACUGGGUCUCCUAACUCAAGAUGGAAGUUGCGGCGCAGCCGCAGAAUAUCUUAAGAGCCUCAAGGUUUCCGUCGCAGCUUUGUCUGUCAAUUCAAACGCUGAAUUGUACGUCGACAUUGGCUAUUGGAUGCUGGUAAACGCUAAUAGUGCGAACAAGGUGGCCGCUGUCAUGAAGGAUAUCCGUGGCUCUGGUCGAGUGAAGGGUGUGGCUAUCAAUACGUCCAAUUACCGCUCCACGGACGAAUGCGCUACUUACUGCACCAACUUCCAGACGGCCAUGGGGUCAACGAAUAUGACCUGUAUCGUUGACACCUCCCGCAAUUAUAACGGCUCACCCACCUCCGAAUGGUGCAAUGUCCGCACGGCUGGUAUUGGCAAGCCACCUUCGUCGAAGACUGCCGUCUUAAAUCUCGACUACUUCAUGUGGAUCAAACCGCCUGGAGAGAGUGACGGCGAGUGCGUUACCGGUGGUACUCCGGCAGGAUCGAUGUACUUGGAAGGCUUCAAGCUGUUAUGGAACCAAGGAUACUUUGUGAGCGAACAGGGUAUGCUGAAGAUUGACGAUAGCUUUAAUCCUGCCACUCAAGCACCUACUAGCUCAAAUGAGAGCAGCUCAAACGAAGAUGCCUCAGACCAGACCACUUUGACGCCAAUUCUUGUCCCUACUUCUGGAAACUCAAGCAGGGGCCAGGAUGACACCACUAUUUCUACGGCUGAUCCGAUUUCGACAGAGGACGUCGUCAGCACGCCGUUUGUUACAACAGCGCCGGCCACUACCACCGUCUCGAAUGAAAGCACCACGCAACAGCCCAACGCUAACCAAACACGUAGCGGCUGCAAGGCCAAGAAGUAUUUGCACUUGCUGUAA